Penaeus monodon (black tiger shrimp) is the source of this 4358-nucleotide messenger RNA. RefSeq names its product peripheral plasma membrane protein CASK-like. Gene Ontology annotation, biological process: regulation of neurotransmitter secretion. Lineage: Eukaryota; Metazoa; Arthropoda; Malacostraca; Decapoda; Penaeidae. The record is from RefSeq and is a predicted model, not a curated record. Gene Ontology annotation, cellular component: plasma membrane; cell-cell junction. Gene Ontology annotation, molecular function: signaling receptor binding. The coding region runs from base 351 to 2042 and encodes 563 amino acids. The transcript has 13 exons.
ACUGUCAGUGUGGCGACCCGGACCGUGGCGAGAGGAUCUGGGGUCGAAUGGCUCCCUCGUGGUUUUUGCUGAAAAUAACAAAAUGCAAAUGUAUCAACCGUCAGUGAUUGUGUGUCUCUAAUGUAAACCGAAGUGAAAUCAGUAAACAGAAGUGAAUCUUCGUAAUCAGAAUCAGAAAAACAAUUGUAAAAACAAUCUUGCUGUGACACAAAAAUAAACAAAGAUAUAAGAAUACAAUAAAUACUCAGAGAGCGAAAGGAACAAUCCUCUAUGCUGCCGCCAACAGAGUUGAGCGUUAGCGUUCUCCUGUCAGCCAGGCCUGGCGGCGUCUGGCCUGGUCGAGCCCGAAUAUGACGCCCUGGGCCCUCGGCAGUAGCGGGCUGAUCUGCAGUAGAGUCCCGCCCACGCCCACGGCCCCGCUGUCACCGCCCUCGGCCGAGUGUGCGCUUCGCCAGGCCUGUUCCGGCUACUUCGACCUCCUGUCCUGGAGCCUCUCCCGGCGGCGUCCCGGCUCCUUCGGCUCCUCCUCCGCCCUCCUCCAGUCCGCUCUUUCCUGUGGCGCGCGGCAGGAGCAUCGCUGUCGCCGGCUCGACGCCUCUAGCCUCCUGACGAAGGACUCGGCCACCUUACAGGAUAUCAUCAUGCUGUGCUACGCGCUGCUUCAGGCGCACGAUGUGGUGGCCCACGAGGUGUACGGCGACGAGGCCAUCCGCGUGACGCCGCCGCCGCUGCUGCCCUACCUCAACGGCGGCGACGAGGUGGACGCCGCCAACGGGGACGUCGACAUGGAGAACAUCACGCGCGUCAGACUCGUCCAGUUCCAGAAGAACUCGGACGAGCCCAUGGGCAUCACGUUGAAGAUGAACGAGGAGGGCCGUUGCAUCGUGGCUCGCAUCAUGCACGGCGGGAUGAUCCACCGCCAGGCGACGCUGCACGUGGGCGACGAGAUCAGGGAAAUCAACGGGAUGCCCGUGGCCAAUCAGAGCGUCGACAUCCUCCAGAAGAUGCUGAGGGAAGCCAGGGGUUCCGUCACCUUCAAGAUUGUACCGUCGUACCGCAGCGCUCCGCCCCCUUGCGAGGACUGGUCCCUACGCAGUGGAAUUAAAAAGCAGAUAUACGUUCGGGCUCAGUUUGACUACGACCCGCUCGAGGACGACCUCAUCCCGUGCGCACAGGCGGGCAUUGCCUUCAAGACGGGCGAUAUACUGCAGAUUAUCUCGAAGGACGACCACAACUGGUGGCAGGCGAAGAAGGACCCCAAUGGCACGGCCGGCCUGAUCCCGUCGCCGGAGCUGCAGGAGUGGCGCACGGCGUGCCUCGCCAUGGAGAAGAGCAAGCGUGACCAGGUGAACUGUUCCUUCUUUGGGCGGAAGAAGAAACAGCACAAAGACAAGUACUUGGCUAAACACAACGCAGUCUUCGAUCAGCUAGAUCUCGUUACGUAUGAAGAAGUUAUAAAACUGCCAUCAUUUCGGCGAAAGACCUUGGUGCUCCUAGGUGCGCAUGGGGUAGGGAGGCGGCACAUCAAGAACACACUCAUUGCCUCACAUACAGACAAAUACGCCUAUCCUAUACCACAUACUACUCGAAGUCCACGGAAAGACGAAGAUAAUGGGAAGAACUAUUACUUUGUAUCGCACGACGAGAUGAUGGCGGACAUCGCUGCUAAUGAAUACCUGGAGUAUGGCACGCACGAGGACGCCAUGUACGGCACGAAGCUGGAAACCAUCCGCAAGAUCCACAGCGAAGGCCGAAUGGCGAUCCUCGACGUCGAACCGCAGGCCCUCAAGAUCCUCCGCACGGCAGAAUUCGCACCCUACGUUGUCUUCAUCGCCGCUCCAUCGCUACAGAACAUGACAGAUUAUGACGGAAGCUUAGAACGGCUGGCAAAGGAGUCGGACUUGCUCAAGCAGGCGUACGGCCAUUUCUUUGACCUGACCAUAGUGAACAAUGACAUCGAAGAAACAAUCCGACAGCUGGAAAAAUCGAUCGAAACUAUGAAUAUGACCCCGCAGUGGGUACCCGUGUCCUGGGUUUACUGACAGCCCGCCCCUCCCCGAGACAGUCCCUCUGACUGCUAUUGCUGUGGAACGACGCGGAGCAAAGAGGCCAAUAGGCGGGCUCACCAACACCACAGAAGGUGAUCCCGCGGCUCUAGAACCACCACACCGCCAUGACCUGUGUGCCACAAUCAAAGUCUCGCAAAACAUAAAUGCCUCAUACUUAUUAUAAGAUGAUAUUACAAAAAAAUAAUAAUAAAAAUAAAAUAUAUUAAAAAACUAAAAAAAAAAUCUAAAAAAAAUAUAUAAAAAUCUCUAUAAAAAUAGCAAAGUAAAUACGAUGGUGUAUUACAGCCAAGCACUGCACAUACAUGUAUGUCACUAGGAAUGUUGCAUUUCACAAGUGGUAAUGGAGAGGAUGUGGACAAGCCAGCCUUAAAGAGGAUGAAAAAUAGAGAAUAUAUUUUGUGGCAAUUUGCUCAACUUGGACUUUUUCACAUAGGUGCAUAUAUUUAUUUGGUAGAAGAUGCCACUAUCAAAUUUAUAAGGUAGAGUAGUGACUGGGAACUUCAGGCUUGCGUUCGAAGCCGGGUUGUAAUGGCGUUCGUUAGUCAUCCCAAUUUAACAUAAGGAAUUUGACUUUCUUUCGCUCUUCGUAUUCGGAAAAUGUUACACCCGCGUCAUUUUUUUAAUCUGAGUUUUUAAAAUGUGCUUAAGCAUUGUGUUUUCAAUAUUAAUUAGAAUGUACAUUUAUUUGUUCUUUUGACUUUUAUUAAGGGAUUUAUUCAAGCUAAAAUUAUAACGAGGAUGGCGCCUUACUAGUCAUUUGUUUUCUGACUAUACUUUUCUUUGAAUACAAAAAUCAUGCACCAUAUGCUUUUAUCAGUCAACUGUGAUUUCGUUUUUUGUGUACGUUCCCUCUAUAUUUAUUUAUUUAUUGUACGCAGUUUGAACAACAGUCAGUAAAGGUAGAACGAAUGGUGCAAAAGUGGCAAAAUAUUCUUUUGUAUACAGCCAAAGGGGAAAAAACCUACCCUAGGGAAUAUUUUCUUCACGCAGAUUUUUUUUUUCUUCCAUAACUAAAGGCUAGAGAUCCACAGAGCGGACUGACAGCCAUCCGAGAGAAGAGCCUGUGUGAGCCUAUGAUGUACCAUGGUUGUGUGUGGUUCUCGACAAAUAAAAAAAAAAAUAAAAAGAUGGUGGUUGGCUUUUCGAAUAAGGAGACGGACAUUGAGGCUAAUAUUUAAAAAAGGAAUAAAGCUUGUUAAGGGACUCUGAAAAGUCUUGGGGGAGAGAAAGCUUGGCAAAGGUGUUGUUUGUUGAUACGAAGUGAGUCACGUGACCCGCGAUUGGGUACGUAUGGUGUAAUGGAGUGUUCGAAGCGUUGUUCCAAUCAAAGACCUCUGUUCUGAAGAGGUAACAAUAGAAUCCAGUGGAGAUGAAUAUAUAUUUGUAGGAUGUAAGAGAAUAGACUAGAGAAAAUAAAACAAAAAAUGGUUGCACCCAAGCACGACAAACUCUGACAACUGGAUAAUUACGGUGGGAAUAGCGAUGUCUUUGAUGAAUUCUGGAAAAGAAAGAAAAUAUAAAUAAUCACCAAAGUACCCUUCUUAUUUGUAAGGAGGAUGGACUGAUCUGUGUACACUUAUAAAUAUUGUUUUUAUAAGCAAAUAAAGGUUGAACCAGUUGUUCCUUGUAAAUGGAAUUUAAUUAAUUGUUAUAUAGUUGCAGUGCAGGUAGUAUGCCAGUUUAUGCUGAUGUGAAACAGAUGACACUAGCAAGUGUGUAUAUUUCGGUCACUCGGUCACCUGCUAUGUUUCUUUUAUACAGUACUAGAUUUGUAAUAAGUUUGAAGUGCGAGAAUGUUUACAGCGGAUCGGAUUUCAGACAAAGGCUAAACAAGGUUGGGUUUGAGCAAGAUCGAUAAUUGAGGUUUUGAUUCAUUAGCCGAUCCUCAUGUUUUGUGCAUUUGCUUGCUUUUGGAAAAAAAAAAACAUUGUGUUCAUUAUCGUUUCCAAUGUCCUGUUCACACUUUCAAAUUUCAGAAUAGCAACAAAAAACGGUUAAUUUCCAAAAGGAAUUUACUGAUUUGGCAACCUUGUUUAGAUUUCAUAAGUACAUUUAUGUCCUAAUGACACCCUGUUUAUUAUAUUUUUUCGUCUGAUUUUUUGUACUGUGUAUUACGCAGAUUUGUACAUUUAUCCUUGAAUCUUGUUUCCCCGACCAAGCUUUGCAGGUUCUGUGGGUUUGUUGGAUGGAUUACUGUUAUUAUAAAAAAAACAACUGAGUAGAUAUAGGACAUUUUUCUUGUUACAUUUGAAUAAUGUAUAGGAGACAAAACCAGUGUGAUGAUGGAGU